Pediculus humanus corporis (human body louse) is the source of this 3036-nucleotide messenger RNA. RefSeq names its product helicase, putative. Gene Ontology annotation, biological process: maturation of 5.8S rRNA; RNA catabolic process. The transcript has 15 exons. The record is from RefSeq and is a predicted model, not a curated record. Gene Ontology annotation, molecular function: RNA helicase activity; ATP binding; RNA binding. Bases 1 to 3036 code for a protein of 1011 amino acids. NCBI's taxonomy places the organism in Eukaryota, Metazoa, Arthropoda, Insecta, Psocodea, Pediculidae. Gene Ontology annotation, cellular component: nucleus.
AUGCAAUGUCGCCAAAGACAAUCUGAAGAAAAAGAACAAAUUUCUGAGCCCGUUAUUGUUGAUACUAAGAAAGAGGAAACUGAAAAAAUUGAAUCGUGUGAAAAAAGUGACGUGAAUAGAUCACAUUCUACUGAUAGCGAUGAACAAUCAAAGCAUUUAAAAACAGAAAACUCUGAAUCUGUAUUGGACGAAGUCAAUGUUGAUGAAUUUGCUGUGAGAAUAAAAAUUCACUCAAUUGAAGCACAAGGUGCUUGCACUCACGAAGUUGCAGUGCCUCCUAAUCAAGAAUAUGUACCUUUGGUAAAAGGUAAUUGUCCACGUGCAAAAGAAUACAAAUUUGUACUAGAUGCUUUUCAAGAAGAAGCCAUAUUGUGCAUUGAAAAUAAUCAGUCAGUUUUAGUAUCUGCCCAUACUUCAGCUGGAAAAACUGUAGUAGCAGAAUACAGUAUAGCUAAAUCUCUUAGAGACAAACAAAGGGUUAUUUACACAACUCCAAUUAAAGCAUUAAGUAAUCAAAAAUUUAGAGAAUUUACAGAAGAAUUUGGUGAAGUAGGUUUAAUCACUGGGGAUGUAACCAUUAAUCAAAAUGCAAGCUUGUUGAUUAUGACAACUGAAAUUUUGAGAAAUAUGCUUUAUAGAGGAUCUGAAGUUAUGAGAGAGGUUGGUUGGGUUAUUUUCGAUGAAAUUCAUUAUAUGAGGGACAAAGAAAGAGGUGUUGUUUGGGAAGAAACUUUAAUUUUACUCCCAGACAAUGUUCAUUAUGUUUUUUUAUCGGCUACAAUACCCAAUGCCAGACAGUUUGCAGAAUGGGUUGCACACUUGCAUAAUCAACCAUGUCAUGUCGUUUACACAGAUUACAGACCGACACCUUUGCAACAUUACAUAUUUCCUGCUGGAGGAGAUGGAAUACAUUUGGUUUUAGAUGAAAAUGGGAAAUUUAAAGAAGAUAAUUUUAAUACUGCAAUGGCUGUUUUGCAAAAUGCAGGAGAUGCAGCUAAAGGUGACAGACUCAAUCGAAAUAAUGCUAGGGGUUCUAAUGCUUUCAAAAUUGUCAAAAUGAUAAUGGAGAGAAAUUUUGCUCCGGUUAUAUGUUUUAGUUUUAGUAAAAAAGAUUGUGAAGCAUAUGCAUUGCAAAUGGCAAAAUUAGAUUUUAAUUCAGUCGAAGAGAAAAAACUCGUGGAUGAAGUUUUUAAUAAUGCCAUGGAUGUUUUAAGCGAAGAAGACAGGAAAUUACCCCAAGUAGAAAACGUAUUGCCUCUGCUAAGAAGAGGAAUUGGAAUUCAUCACGGAGGUCUUUUACCAAUUUUAAAAGAAACAAUUGAAAUUUUAUUUGCCGAAGGACUUAUUAAAGCCUUAUUCGCCACUGAAACUUUUGCCAUGGGAUUAAACAUGCCUGCCAGAACUGUACUUUUUACCGGUUGUCGUAAAUUUGAUGGAAAAGAUUAUAGAUUCGUAACUUCGGGGGAAUAUAUUCAAAUGUCGGGAAGAGCCGGGAGACGUGGUUUGGAUGAUAAAGGAAUCGUAAUUUUAAUGAUAGAUGAACAAGUGAGUCCUUCCGUGGGAAGAGAAAUUGUCAAAGGAGCUCCCGAUCCUAUUAAUUCAGCAUUUCAUUUAACGUAUAACAUGGUUUUAAAUCUUCUAAGGGUUGAAGAAAUCAAUCCUGAAUACAUGCUUGAAAGAAGUUUUUAUCAAUUUCAAAAUCAAUCCGCCAUACCUCAAAUUUACGAAAACGUUAAAAAAACGCUUGAAGAAUAUGAAAAAAUAAUUAUUCCAAAAGAAUCUCAAGUAGCUUCAUAUUUUAGUAUAAGAGAACAAUUAAAAGAUUUAGGAAAACAAUUUCAAACAUUUUUAACGAAGCCAAAUUAUUUAUUACCAUUUUUGCAGCCUGGUCGACUUGUGAAAUGUGAAGAUUUAGAAUUCGAUUGGGGAAUGAUUGUCAAUUAUAAAAAUCGCGAAAAUUUCGAUAAAGACAAUCCAUUGAAAAGUUCUCCCCGUUUGAUAUUAGUAGAUAUAUUAUUACACUUGGACGAAAAUUACAAGGAACCUGAUAUAAGGCCUUGUCCGAAAAAUGCAAGAGGCUCGUGUGAGGUUGUUCCUGUUUUACACACCUUGAUCACUCACAUCAGUUCGAUUCGGUUAAAAACUCCGAAUGAUUUAAGAUCUGCCGAUGCCAAACGAAGCAUAAUUAAAACAAUUCAGGAAGUUAAAAAAAGAUUUCCCGAAGGAUUACCUCUCCUUGAUCCAAUCGUAGAUAUGAAAAUCAAAGAAAAAGUUUUCUUGGACAUUGUCAAAAAAAUAACCACGUUCGAAGAAAGGCUUUUCGAUCAUCCCCUUCACAACGAUUCCAAUCUGGGUAAUUUAUUUGAUUUGUACUCGAAGAAAGGGGAACUGGGUGUUAAAUUAAAGGAGUACAAAACGCAAUUUAAAAAAGCAAAAUCCCUCUUGCAAAUGAACGAAUUAAAAUGCAGGAAAAGAGUUUUAAGGAGGAUGGGAUACUGCACGGCUUCGGACGUUAUCGAAACGAAAGGGAAAAUCGCUUGCGAAUUAAGCAGCGGCGAAGAACUCCUUCUCACGGAAUUAAUAUUCAACGGAGUUUUUAACGAUUUAUCAGUUGCUCAAUGCGUUGCUUUACUCAGUUGUUUUGUUUGCGACGAAAAAUCAUCGGAAUUACCCAAAUUAACAGAUCAAUUGUCCGGACCUUUAAAAGAAAUGCAGAAUUUAGCACGUAGAAUAGCUAGGAUUUCACAGGAGGCCAAGCUUGAAAUAGACGAAAACGAUUACAUAAACGGAUUUAAACCGUAUUUGAUGGAUGUUAUGUUUGCCUGGUGCAACGGUGCUAAUUUUGGAAAAAUAUGUCAAAUGACGGAUAUUUACGAAGGAAGUAUAAUUCGUGCCAUGAGACGUUUAGAGGAAAUGUUGCGACAAAUGGUACAAGCAUCUAUAAGUAUCGGAGAUCAAUCAUUGAUAGAAAAAUUUAACGAAGGAAUCAAAGCAAUAAAAAGAGACAUUGUUUUUGCGGCUAGUUUGUAUUUAUAA